GGCGGAGCCGGGACGGGGCUGGAGGCGGGGGCGGCGCCGAACCGAACCGGAGCGGGAACCGGAGCGGGAACCGGAGCGGGAACCGGAGCGCCCGAGGCUGGGGAAGUCGUGGUGGGGCUCGGCCGGGGCGGUCCCGGUGCCGCCGAGCAGGGGAGGGCCCCCCCCCUCCCCCGCCUCCAAAGGUGCCCGGGACUUUGGGGUCCCCAGGGACACCCCCAGCAGCCGGGGAAGGGGCACCCACCCGCUCCCUUAACCCCACGGUGGGGCCAGGUGGAAGCGAGCACUGAUCCUCGCCCGGGUCCGCCAGGUGCUCCACGGGGGCUGCUCCGAGGGUGCUGAGCCCUGAGGGACAGCGAGGUGCCACCGAGGGUGUCCAGCCUCAGGGGACAGCGAGGUGCCAGCCCCGUGCCAGCGGCCGGCCCCACACCCAGUGCUCCCGUGCCCCCCGCGACCACCUAUGUGUUGCUGAUGCUGGUGGCAGCCAGAGCCCGGAGCUAGAGGCAGAGCCGUGCCCGUGUGGUCCAGGGCGCGGAGCCAUGAAGCUGAACGAGCGGAGCCUGGCGUUUUACGCCACCUGCGACUCCCCCGCCGACAACGCCGGCUUCCUCUACAAGCGGGGCGAGCGGCACACGGCCUACCACCGGCGCUGGUUCGUGCUGAAGGGCAACAUGCUCUUCUACUUCGAGGAGCGCGAGAGCCGCGAGCCGGUGGGCGUCAUCGUGCUGGAGGGCUGCACGGUGGAGCUCUGCGACUCGGCCGAGGAGUUCGCCUUCGCCAUCCGCUUCGGCGGCACCAAAUCCCGCACCUACGUGCUGGCGGCCGAGAGCCAGGCCGCCAUGGAGUCAUGGGUGAAGUCGCUGUCGCGGGCCAGCUUCGACUACAUGCGCCUGGUGGUGCGGGAGCUGGAGAAGCAGCUCGAGGAGAUGCGCUGGGGACUGGCUGCCGGCCGCCCGUGCUGCCGGCACGCUCCUGCUGCCUGGAAGCCGCAGCCCUCGGGGCCGGAGCAGUCCCCGGAGCGGCUGCCAGCUCUGCCCGCCGUGCCGCCGAAGGAUAACGGCUGCGCGGUGUGGAACAACACUCCAGGCACCGACCGGCUGCCCGAUGCCACCAGCUGUGACGGCAGCGAUGAUGACACCAACCCGCGGCCACCGCCGUUGCCACCGCGCAGGCGGGCGUCCAGCGGCGAGCCGGGCAGCACCGGGGCUGCCACAACCGAGAGCUCCUCCGCUUUCUGCCGGCUCCACGAGCGGUACGGCCGGGAGGUGGCCCGGCUGCGGCAGGACUGGCUGAAGAGGCAGCGUGACCACCAGCCCUGAGACGUGGUCGGGCCCUGGCGGCCCGUCCCGUACCCUCGGUGCCACCUGGGAUGCGCAGCCCCUGCGGAUUUCAUUUGGAAACACACACUGAACAAAGUCUGCUGGGAGCUCCUGAUGCUCCUGCGGGGGGGUUAUGCACCCGCGAGGAUUUUGGGGAGGGUUCGGAUGGGUGUUUCGCUGCUGGGGGGGCCUGUGCCGCCUUCCCCACCCUGAUCUCAGAUGAGCUCCCUUGCAUCCCUCUGCUCCGGCAGGAUGUGGUUUGAAGAACGAAAACAUGGGCGCACGCAGGCCUUCCCCAGUGACAGCACAGCACGCAGCGGCCACCACGCAGCCGGUGCCACCGGGGGGCUCGUGCGCUGCCGGCAGCCUUGCAGGGACUGGGGUCCUCCGCAGCACGCUGCUCAGAUUCACCGUGCUCCCGGCCACGUCCCUCAGGGCUUCGGGACGGAUAUUUCAGGGCAGGGCAUCGUCCGUGGGCUGGCUGACAAAGGGGAAGCAUCGCGGUGCCGAACAGGAACGUAUGUGUCAGCGGUGGAGGGUGUCGAGUGAUUCAUGUGCCGAAGCAGAGCGUGGCCACCGCCGGCGGUUCAUGGGUCUCCUGCAGACGUUUCUCUGCUGUUUCCCCAGCGGUUUGCACCAGCACCGACACCACGGGCACAGGGGCAGGGUGACACCCCGGUAUCCAGCUACCCGGUGUGGUGUGUACAUUUAUGUGGAUGGUGUGUUUGCGUUAAUUUCUGGGCACAGCCCUUUCCUGUGCUUCGGACACAAGGGACGGUGCUGCAGCCGGGCGUUGCACCAGCUCCUCCUGUGCUGCCUCUGCUGAAUCCCUCCCCUCAGGGUCUGCCCCCAGAUCUGGGGAAAGAAGCACUGGCAGCACCUGGGGUUUGGCUGGGUGGCUCCGUCUCAGUCUCCCUCUGCCUUCCCAGAACUGGCUCGUGUUUUUCCUACAAUAAACAGUUUCAGAAUUUCCCUCCUA
Messenger RNA from Cygnus atratus (black swan), 2295 nucleotides. RefSeq names its product PH domain containing endocytic trafficking adaptor 1 (gene PHETA1). NCBI's taxonomy places the organism in Eukaryota, Metazoa, Chordata, Aves, Anseriformes, Anatidae. The coding region runs from base 537 to 1316 and encodes 259 amino acids. Gene Ontology annotation, biological process: receptor recycling; retrograde transport, endosome to Golgi; endosome organization. The transcript has 2 exons. The record is from RefSeq and is a predicted model, not a curated record. Gene Ontology annotation, cellular component: early endosome; trans-Golgi network; recycling endosome.